This is a messenger RNA of Symphalangus syndactylus (siamang), 139 nucleotides long. RefSeq lists its product as uncharacterized. The record is from RefSeq and is a predicted model, not a curated record. NCBI's taxonomy places the organism in Eukaryota, Metazoa, Chordata, Mammalia, Primates, Hylobatidae.
AUGAGGAACCACCUCCUCCUACUGUUCAAGUACAGGGGCCUGGUCCGCAAAGGGAAGAAAAGCAAAAGACGAAAAUGGCUAAAUUCGUGAUCCGCCCAGCCACUGCCGCCGACUGCAGUGACAUACUGCGGCUGAUCAA